Engraulis encrasicolus (European anchovy) is the source of this 5101-nucleotide messenger RNA. It is a transcript of the gene tgm1l1, whose product is annotated as transglutaminase 1 like 1. Lineage: Eukaryota; Metazoa; Chordata; Actinopteri; Clupeiformes; Engraulidae. The record is from RefSeq and is a predicted model, not a curated record. The transcript has 14 exons. The coding region runs from base 81 to 2507 and encodes 808 amino acids. Gene Ontology annotation, biological process: peptide cross-linking. Gene Ontology annotation, molecular function: protein-glutamine gamma-glutamyltransferase activity.
CCGGAUAGUGAACGGGAAGGCGCUACAGUCAAAAGUUUAUCACACCCACAACUUUGAAUAACUUUGGAAACAACUUCAACAUGCCUGGAACAGCUCGUGCCGCGUCGUCGUCGUCGGGGGUGGGCCGCUUCCCCGGGGUGACCUUCAGCAACGGGGACGCGACCCCUGAGAGGGAGACACCCCCCAAGGAGAAGGAGGCAGCCAGGCAGGAAGGGGGCUGCCAGCGCUUCCUGCGGCGCCUCUGCCCCUGCUGCUGCCGCCCGAAGGGCAGCUCGUAUGACAUUACGCCCACCACCCCCACCACCACCACGGACAAUGGCACAGGAAACGGCACGGGCAACGGCACGGGCAAUGCCACCAUGGACGGCUUGGAGAAGGAGGAGGAGAAACCGGCACCGCUGCCCGAGCCGGCUCAGCCACAGACUGGCGACAAGGAGAUGGAGGAGCUACAGCUGGAGGUCCGCUCCGUGGACCUGCUCAGCACCAAGAGUGGUCAGAACCGCACCGAGCACAACACAGACAAGUUCCAUGGCGACGACCUGAUCGUGCGCCGUGGCCAGACGUUCCAGAUUGAGAUUGACCUCUCGCGACCUUACUGUGACAACACAGACAAGUUGCUCCUGGAACUCAAGACAGGGCCCUUGCCACUGGUUUCCAAGGGAACCCAUGUCAUCAUCCCCAUGGUGGAGGAGCUUGAGGACGAGUGCUGGGAGGCCAAGAUCGUGGAGCGUCAUGGCAACAAGGUCAAGUUGUCCGUCAACUCCCCCACCGAUGCCCCGAUCGGCAGGUAUAGCCUCGUCGUGGCAACGCGUUGCCCGAAGAGCGAGAGUGUGACCAUGCAUGACCUCAAGAUGGACAUCUACAUGCUCUUCAACCCCUGGUGCGAAGAGGACACCGUGUACAUGGACAACGAUGAGGAGAGGGAGGAGUACGUGCUGAACGACACUGGGAGAAUCUACUACGGCACGGAGAAGCAGAUCGGAGCUCGCACCUGGAAUUUCGGACAGUUCGACAAGGAUAUCCUCCAUGCCUGCCUGUACAUUCUGGAGAACAGCGACGUGAAGCCGUCCGGCAGAGGGGAUGCAGUGAAUGUCGUCAGGGUCAUUUCUGCUAUGAUCAACUCUCCAGAUGACAUGGGCGUGCUGGAGGGGAACUGGUCGGGGAACUACGUGGGCGGCACGUCUCCCACGGCCUGGAGCGGCAGCGUGGACAUCCUGAGGAAGUACUACCAGGGGGGAGGCAUGCCCGUCAAGUACGGCCAGUGCUGGGUCUUCUCCGGAGUCACCACCACCGUGCUUAGGUGCCUGGGUAUCCCUGCCCGCAGCGUCACCAACUUCCAGUCGGCCCAUGACACUGACGUCUCCUUGACGACAGACGUGUACUUCGAUGAGAACAUGGAGCCGAUUCCCCACCUCAACUCUGACUCAGUGUGGAACUUCCAUGUGUGGAACGACUGCUGGAUGGCCCGUCCCGACCUCCCACCAGGUAUGGGCGGUUGGCAAGCGGUGGACUCCACCCCCCAGGAGACCAGCCAGGGCACCUUUCGCUGCGGCCCCGCCUCCGUCACCGCUAUCCGCACCGGACAGGUGUACCUCAAGCACGACACCCCCUUCGUCUUCGCCGAGGUCAACAGUGACAAGAUUUACUGGCAGCGCAAUCUGGAUGGCACCUUCAGCCAGAUCCACAGCGAGAAGAAAGCAGUGGGGCAUUUCAUCAGCACCAAGGCUGUGGGCUCAGACAAGCGCGAGGACAUCACCCACCUGUAUAAACACACAGAGGGCUCAGAGGAGGAGCGCAUCGCCGUGGAGACGGCCAGCCGCUUCGGCACAAAGCCCUACGCGUACUCGAGCCCCAUUGCGGAGGACGUGCAGGUGGAGGUGAAGCUGGACGGCGAGGGCCCGCGCAUGGGCAACGACGCCCAGCUCAACAUCGUGGUGACCAACCUGAGCUCGCAGCCCCGCAGCACCAACCUCCACAGCCAGGUGGCGGUCAUGUACUACACGGGCGUGCUGAAGGGCACCGUGAAGAAGGACAAGCUGCCCGUGGAGCUGAUGCCCAAUGAAGUGAAGACCAUCAACUGGGUGCUUCCCUUCCAGCACUAUCAGGACCAGCUGGUGGACCAGGCGGCCCUCAUGCUGACCGUGUCGGGCCGCGUCACCGAGACCAAGCAGGUGGUGGCCUCACAGACCACCUUCCGACUCCGCACACCCGACAUUGACAUCAAGCCGGAAGGGGAUGCGGUGGUGGGGAAGCAGAUGUCAGCCAAGAUCACCUUCACCAACCCACUCCCGUCCACCCUGCGCAACGUGGUGCUGCGCGUAGAAGGGCUCGGCCUGAGAGAUCUGCACCCCAUUACCAUUGGUGAUGUGGGUCGCCAUGCCACCGUCACGGUGACGGAGCACUUCAUUCCGUCUCAGCCGGGCACCAGAAAGCUUGUAGCCGCCCUGGACUGCAAGCAGCUCUCUCAGGUGCACGGCGUGGCUGACAUCCAGGUGAAGGACUGCUGAGGAAGCUCACACAGGAGAGGUGAAGGAUGGGAUGGUGGCCGAGGACCUUACAUGUCAAGAACACCUCUAAGGCUUGCCUGUGGUGUGGUGUUGACUAGGGCUUGACGUUGUUUUUUUUACUCACUGGCCACUGUGGCUAGUGGUUUUCCCGAGUUACUAGCCAUUUAUGGCUAGCCUUUCUGAUAGACAGAGUUUUUUUGUCUGUUUUUUUUUCUUUACAAUAUUCUUGCAUUUUAUUACAAACAAUUGAUGCAACUACUGUGAUUUGUCACACCAAAGAAUAAGUUACCUGUCAAAGUGGCUAGUGAGAUGGAAAUUGUUACUAGCCACAGCCACGUUUUACCAGCAUUUGACCGGUUGGCCUUGCCUCUAAGGAUUGCCUGUGUGGUGUGGUGUGGUGUGGUGGUGACACUGCUGCAGCGCCAGUGGGCCUGUUUCGGUCUCGGAUGUAAACACCAAGACAUCUCCUAUCUGUGUACCGUACACUUAAUGCCUCCUCGGGUGGUUAUAUUCCGGAUGGCAAGUUUAGAAUGUUAUCGUGGUAUAAUACCCGGAAGUGGGCUGUAAACCUCCUGAUAAGAGAUCCUCUGGAUUUGUUUUGAUUCUAGAAUGUAGCCAUAAGAGAGUUCUAUUAGUAGAUUUACUGCUUGUUCCCAAGUUCAUGGCUACCUUCUUGGAAUAAACCCACUGUUCUAACCUCCCUUGCCCCACCUCUUGGCGAGUCAUGUACAAGUCAAAUACACUUGUGUGUGGUUGCAUUAGGGUCUACCUCUCAGUUCACAGUGACCAUACACUACCAUUUACUGCACUCCAUAUAUUUCGUGUGUAGUGUGUUUAUAUGUGUGUUUAAGUGUGUGACGUACUGUGACAGAGAAAGCCAAACAAAGCUUUCCUGUCUCUGAUUCUUAAAUCAUUGUAUAUUUCCUGUUACAGUCUGUUCUUUAACAUUCUUCAUUCUUCAAUGGCCAGAUCACCAGCAUAGUAUCAAGUACAAUCAGUGAUGGACAGAAUGGAUUCAUUAGUUAUAAUCGAGGGCCAUAUAUUGCAAAUGACCAUGAUUUUACCUGUCCAAUUCAACCAGGUGAUCAUUCAACAGGCCAAUCACCUGGCUGAAUUGGUCAGGUAAGGCCAAGUCAUUUGGAAUAUGCUGCACUGGAUUGUACCUAAUGAAUCAACUUUGCCCAUCACUGGUGACAAUACACCAAAAUGAGAUUGGCUCUUUUUAAAAGCAAUGCCCUGGUGAAGAUAAUUUGACUGAUAGUUUGAAAGUACACUUUUCUAUGCAUCUGUACUGUAAGAUUUUGUUCCUUAGAGGCAUGUACAUUUUUACAUUUAGACGUUUUAAAUGCAGUAUUUGUUUUUUUAUGCUGUGCCUGGCCAAGUCUAGUUUUAGCUAAUUCCUCUCUCCCACUUUUCUAUUUUAAACAUACACAACCAUUAUUAGUAUUACGUUCUUUUGUAUUUUAACGUGAAUGUCAGUUAUUGUAGGUAUUAGGCAAUAUGGAAAAAGACCAUUGUCAGUCUCUUUUGAAGAUUUAUUGUGUGUUGUUUUAUUUGUGUUAACGUAAGGUCCAAUUGUGUAGCACAGCUUUUGAAAUCAUCCUAUCGUGCCCUAUAAUUUCUAUACGAAAUUAUAUUCUAUACGAAUUUCUAUCAUUUCUAUACGAAAUACUGAUUGUAUGCAAUGAGCACAGGUGUCUAUUUGGGUUUAGGGAGUAAAGACCCUGCCAUAAUUUCCUCCAUUGCCUCACUGAAAGGCUAAUGCGCCUGUGCCUUAUUGUGAUCAGAUGAUUCAGAGCUAACUAUGCCAGCACUGAAACUGAGAAAAAUGCCUUCAAAGCCUUGGUAUUAGGUUGGAUAUUGUAGUUACUGCAAAUUUGACAAAGAAAUAUCUCUAAAACGGGACACAUUUGGACCGUAAGGCUUUGUCACAAGAUAAAGAAGGUGUAAUGAAGACCAUUUAAACUAAACUCAAUUUUGACAAAAUAUGUAGUUACUGCACUUUUGCCAUUGUAGGGCAGUGUUAUUCCUGGUUUCUUCUCAGGAAACUGGUAGAGACGAAACAGGACACCACAUUUUAUGGUUCAAUAAACCAUAAGGUCCCCUUAGAAGGAGAAAACUAUGACUAUAAAUUGCUAUUAGAGGAAAGUAGACAUUUCUCACUUGUUUGAUGUUAUACGUAUACUAGAAAAGAUGAUUUCAAGGUGUUUACAAAGCAAUAUGACAAGAAUGUGAGUGUUAAAAAAGAACAGUGUUUCAACACCUGCAUUUCAGACCACUUUGUGUUAUAAAAUACCCACAUGUACGGUAAAUCCCUGUGUGCACUGUACCAAAAGAAGGAUGUGAAGAGUAUGUACUUAAAUGUAGCCCUCAUGAACUAUGCCUUAAUAUGCCAAAGAAAAUCCACGAUGGAGACAUGUGCGGACUGGAGUAUUAAGCCUGUUCGCCCACAGCAUUGUGCCUUUUAGACGUCAUGUUUGCAAACGAUUGGAUAGCGUUGUAAAUGUGAAAAAUAUACAUGUCCUGCACUUAUGAAGGUCAUUACUAAUACAAUUUUGUAUUAUUUAUCUAUGUAUUUACAUUACUGUUUGUCA